AUGAUGCUCGCCAGCAUGACGGCAAAGCCAGUGCCCUCUGUCGAGAUCGCGCCGUCCGUCCUCAUGCCCAUGCUCAGCUUCGGCAUCACGAUGCAGCACUCCCUCUUCCUCGCGCUUGGCGGCAGAGGGCUCGAUACGGCCUUCGACUAUGGCGACAAAUACCAGGCGGAGCUUGGCCGCGCCGUCGCCACCUCUGGGCUCCCGCGCUCGGCGGUGUUUGUGACGACCAAGGUGCCAUGCUGCGCCUCGUCGUUCGUCAAGGACGACGUCUACUCGAACCACUGCCACGCGAGAAGGAGCCCCGAGGAGACGGCAGCCGACGUGGCGCACGACCUCAGCGUGCUGGGCAUGCCGUUCGUCGACCUCCUCCUGAUGCACUGGCCGUGCGACAGCACCGCCGACACGGUUGCGACGUGGCGUGUGCUGGAGCGGCUCGCCCUCGACGGCCGCGCGCGGGCGAUCGGCGUUUCGAACUUUAACGCUUCGGCCAUCGAGAGCCUUCUGCCGCAUGUCAAGGUCCGGCCCGCCGUCAACCAGUGCGGCUUCAGCGUCGCCGGCCACUCUGGCAUCCGGUACAGGAACCAGACGUGGGGCCGCGAUGACGCCACCCUCGCCGCAUGCCGACGGCACAACAUCACCCUGAUGGCGUACAGCCCGCUCGGCUCGGCGGCGCCGGGCGGUGUGCCGAGGGUGCUGAGCGAUACAAACGUGAGGGCGGUCGCGGCGGCGCACAACCGGACCGCGGCGGCGGUCGCGCUGCGGUGGCUCGUGCAGCAGGGCGUGCCCGUCGUCACGCAGAGCGACAAGAAGGAGCACAUGGUCGACGACCUCGAGGGCGUGUUCAGCUUCGAGCUCACCGACAGCGAGAUGGCGCGUCUCGCGGCGAUCCGCUGAGCCGAGCAGUCAGCAGGGGUCGCAAUCGGGGGAGACCGCGCGCCACGCCCCAGCGCCAAGGCCCGCACGCACCUCAGCCUGGUGGGCCUGCGCCGUGGCAGGCGACGCAUAGCGCCGCUAAGGUUCGCGAGGUUUGCGGGCCCCUCACUCGUUGAUGUGCGCGUUUUGUGCACGUUCAUGUUCGGCCCUGAGGGCCGGGUAGGAGGGGUCUAGGUUACCUCUACCUC
Emiliania huxleyi CCMP1516 is the source of this 1121-nucleotide messenger RNA. RefSeq lists its product as hypothetical. Gene Ontology annotation, molecular function: oxidoreductase activity. Lineage: Eukaryota; Haptophyta; Isochrysidales; Noelaerhabdaceae. The record is from RefSeq and is a predicted model, not a curated record. The transcript is spliced from 6 exons. Bases 1 to 894 code for a protein of 297 amino acids.